AUGGAACCAGGUGGUCGUGAGGAAGACAGCGGCCUGGCGCUAGGAUGUGAACCGGCGUUCGUGGAUCGAGAAUGGUACACUGUGAGCGCGACCAUGGAACUUAUUCUCAUGGCUGUCACAAUCGUUGCUAAUGUCUUCGUCAUCUUCGCCGUCCUGAGGCACAAAAAGCUCAUGACGGCGACCAAUUAUUUCGUCCUUAGCCUGAGCGUGGCGGAUCUAUUCGUUGGUCUGGCCAUGCCUUUGGAUGCGGCGACGCACAUUUACCCACCCCUGAUUCAAAGCAGAUACGUCUGUUUGGUUCGAUAUUCGUUGAUUUAUAUGGCGUGCGGUGCCUCUGUGACGAGUAUGCUUUGGAUUGCCGUAGACAGAUAUGUCGCUGUGACUUACUCAUUGCGUUACCCAAGCAUCAUGACUUCCGAGCGGGCUAGUCUCGCAAUCAUCUUGAUAUGGAUUGUCAACAUCUUUGCUGGGUUUCUCCCGCUUCUGGGCCUGAAUAGGUGGAGAAAAGGUGCGGCCUGCUCAUUGGAAUGCACCCUCGAUCCCGAAUACAUUUUCAGUUGUUUUGUUUACACGUUCGUCUGCGGAAUUGUAAUGGCGUUCAUACAUUUUAUGAUCUUCCACAAAGCCCUUGGACAGAACCGCCGAAUCUCCGCGCAGCACAACGCCACGGGGCCAGCACGCGUGGGAGGGAGAAUCAUGAAAUCAAUCUGGACACUUGUCAUCAUACUUGGGACAUACAUGGUCUGUUGGCUGCCAAUGGAACUGAUUGUGAUCAGUCAGUUUUUUCAUUACAACCCCUCAGUCUCCAUGUACAAGACUGCAGCCCUAUUUCUUGGCGUUCUCAACAGUUGCCUGAACCCUUUCAUAUACGGUUGGAGGAACCGCGAGCUCAGGAAUGUGUUCUGGGUGUACCUCAAAGGCCGCCGGGCGUCGUCUGAAUCUACAACAUCUCGUCUGUCCACUGUCACAUCUCGCGUGGAGGCGGGCGAAGUGACGGAAAUAUCCGAGCCACCAAGGACAUUUGAAAAUGAUGUGACAUUUCCUGACUGA
Molecule: messenger RNA, 1050 nt
Organism: Lineus longissimus
Lineage: Eukaryota; Metazoa; Nemertea; Pilidiophora; Heteronemertea; Lineidae
Product: histamine H2 receptor-like
Exons: 1
Coding region: 1-1050 (349 amino acids)
Biological process (GO): chemical synaptic transmission; G protein-coupled receptor signaling pathway, coupled to cyclic nucleotide second messenger
Cellular component (GO): plasma membrane; dendrite
Molecular function (GO): neurotransmitter receptor activity; G protein-coupled serotonin receptor activity
Source: RefSeq, a predicted model, not a curated record